GCCAAAGUUGGCGCAGACGAGAGCUGGCUAUAAAAGCCACCGCCUGCGAAGAUCACCCAAUCAGUGUGGAUUAUUCAAACCAAGAAAUCAGCAAGAUGUUCAAGCUAUCGUUCUGCCUUGUCGCUGCCUUGAUGCUGGCCAGUGUAUAUGCGGAUAACAUUAACAAGGAUGCGGUGAUCACGAGGUCGGACGUCUUGCCUGCCGAUCCCGAGGGCAACUACAACUAUGCCUAUGAAACCAGCAAUGGCAUCCAGGCACAGGAGUCUGGUAACCCCAAUGGAAAAGUCGGCAGCUAUGCUUUUGUCUCCCCUGAAGGCGAGCAGGUCGCGCUGACAUACACCGCCGACGAGAACGGCUACCAGCCUCAGGGCGCUCACCUUCCCACUCCUCCCCCAAUUCCAGAGGCCAUCCUUCGCGCCCUCGAAUACAUUGCCGCACACCCCCCGCAACAGCAAAACUAAAUCUGAAUUGGAUACCCCAUUUAAAGCCUAGUCAGUGCUUUUGCUAAAAAUGAGUUAUAUCUAGUUCUAAGAAGUCUGUACAUAAACCCACAAAAAAAAAAAAACAAAAACAAAAAAUAUGUU
Molecule: messenger RNA, 584 nt
Organism: Drosophila eugracilis
Lineage: Eukaryota; Metazoa; Arthropoda; Insecta; Diptera; Drosophilidae
Gene: Cpr78Cc
Product: pupal cuticle protein Edg-78E
Exons: 2
Coding region: 96-461 (121 amino acids)
Cellular component (GO): chitin-based extracellular matrix
Molecular function (GO): structural constituent of chitin-based larval cuticle
Source: RefSeq, a predicted model, not a curated record